GCGCGGCAGAACCUCUCAUGUCGGCGCGGGGUACGGUGUGGUGCCGUGUGAGGGGUCGCCUGCGCGCCUUCCCCGAGCACCUGGCGACCUGCGGGGCCGAGGCCGCGGCGGACGGCAGGGCGGCAGGCCUCCACGGCCCCGGGCGGACGCCUGAGGCGGGACCUCUGCGUACGGGAGUUCGAAGCCCUGCGGAGCUGCUUCGCUGCCGCGGCCAAGAAGACCCUGGAGGGAGGCGGCAGUUAGGAGAAACCCUGGGCUGCAGUUCGCAUACUCACCCGCGUGUCGGCACAAGCACCUCGCACUACCCUGGGCAGCCCCGCAGGACAUCGUGAGGGUGGAAAGGAAGAGGGACCACGGAAUCCUGAUGUCAGGCCGUAUCCUCAGCAGGCUGACCUGGAUCAGGAUCCGGGUCAGUAUGACGGGGCCAACCCAGCAAGACAGACCGAUCAUGCGUGGUUCCAGGUUCUCCCAGGCAUGGAGGAGCCUACAAGCCCCUGUGGGAACUGGCAGGGUCGGUGGUGGUGGCCCUCUGCCUCAGGAUCCCCACUUGAAAACAUCCCCCCAGAAAUAGCUCACUGAAUCUAGUGAAGCUUGGAGCCCUAAGUAUUGUCCAGGACACACUCAGAGAAAGCAUAGCAACUCCUGGGGGCCCAGAGCCCUGGAAGCCUCUCGGAACUUUCUAGGCUUGGGAGCUGGUCUGGGUCAGAGCAGAGCAAUAGGUACCUGAGCCACCCACAAGGUCUGCCCAGGCCACCAGCAAGAGACUUUGCUCCCCUCCUAGGGGUUAGCUGCCCCUCUAUACACUCCGCUCGGGGUCCAAGCCCAGUAAUCACCGAUGGCUUCUGGGCUGCCCCUCCCCCUUCCCUGGAACCAAGGUCAGAGGUACAACACCCCCCACACGUUUGGGGAGACCCAGGAUGGACUCUGCCCCAGGCCACCCCUACAUGCUGUCCCAGGGUUGGCCUUGUGUCCCCCAGCAUGAAACCCUGUGUCUGACACAUGGUCUGAGUUUGCAGGAGCCAGUCGUUUCCCAAGGUUCCGGGGUGGCUGGAUCUGGUCCCAAUGUGGGAUCUCACCGGAAUCAUAGGACUUCAGGACCAGGAUGUGUCAACGUGACCCUGAGCUGAGCCGCCACAGCCCGCCUCUUCUGCUGCCCUGUCCUCUGCUCACUGGCCAGGGCUUCCAGCAUCCGCUCCCUGGUGUCCCACACUGGCCCCAGCAGGGCACACUGCUGGCCGCGCAGACCUGCCUUGUCCAUGUUCCCCGUUGCCCUCACUCUAGCCCCAUCCCCUGGGCAGACAGCUCUCCCCUCAGCCUUGUUCCUGAGCCUGCCCUCUGGCUGCGCCCAGACUCAACCUUCAGGGCUCGUUAUGGGUGAGGUGGGUGCCACCAGAGGCCGCAGUGUGCCUGUGAUGCCAGCUGCUCGGAGGCCGAGGGCAGCCUAGACAACACAGCAGGCCUGUCUCCUCAAAUACAAAGGGGGGGGGUGUGAUAGUUAAAAGUGCUGGACUCUCAUGGCUGAUCACCGUUGCGUCCCAGACCUAGAGGCUUGAAACGGCUGAGCACAUGUGCCUCCGAAAUCCUUGGAGAAUAGAGCAGGGAUUGCAGCACAGCCACCCCGGGGGUGAUCUCAUUUCCCCGUCUCCAGUGAGUGCACGUGCCUACGGUAGGGCCUAAAAUAAACAGUUGGUGCCGGCCACA
Tupaia belangeri chinensis (Chinese tree shrew) is the source of this 1701-nucleotide messenger RNA. RefSeq names its product NADH:ubiquinone oxidoreductase complex assembly factor 8 (gene NDUFAF8). Gene Ontology annotation, cellular component: mitochondrion. NCBI's taxonomy places the organism in Eukaryota, Metazoa, Chordata, Mammalia, Scandentia, Tupaiidae. Gene Ontology annotation, biological process: mitochondrial respiratory chain complex I assembly. The record is from RefSeq and is a predicted model, not a curated record. The transcript is spliced from 3 exons. The coding region runs from base 18 to 332 and encodes 104 amino acids.